AUGGUUUCCAAUCUACGAGAAGUGGAGUUGAAUACAUCUGAGAUCUUUCGCAAGCUCUUAAUAUGCACUGUCACACUUUCAAAUUUGCCGUCGGACUUUGCUCCUUAUGCGACAUUUCUGGUUUACGGGAUUAUCUCCUUGAAAACUCAAAGCAGCUCACUACUCGCUGAAAAGGCUUUCACAUCACUAUCGCUGGUUUCGAUUCUGACAAGCCAUCUACUAACGUUCAUCCAAUCGUUGCCGCAGUUUAUGCAAUGCUUGGGUUGUCUGAGCAGAAUUGAGAACUAUCUUUCCACAGCUGAUCCGGAAAUAGCAAAGCUGGAAAAUCGGACAAGCGAGGAUUCGGUGCGCCAUAUCCACCAGCUGGUGCCGCCAAAAGCACACCAUCUCUCGGCGGUACAUAGGAAAUCUCAACCUGAAGAUGACGUUCUUCUGUCGCUGGAAGGCGUUGAUAUUGCUUGGUCGUUGGGUUCCGACCCGAUCUUACAGGACCUCAACAUGACUAUUAACAAGGGAAUCAUUGCUAUAGUUGGCCGGUCCAGCUCAGGCAAGUCCGCCCUAGUUUGUAGCAUCAUGGGCGAUGCUGUGGUUGUGAAGGGCAUUCCUCACAUGCCACUUGGUCUCGUAGGGUACUGUGCACAAUCUCCCUGGAUCAUCAAUGACACCAUCAGACACAAUAUUGUUGGUGUAAAUGGUCAGUUCGACAAGAACUGGUAUACAUUCUGUCUUUCAUUAGCUGCCCUCACGUCUGACCUCAAAGCCUUUCCUACCGGUGAUUUGCACCUGGCGGGUAAUAAUGGGACUGCCCUGAGUGGAGGGCAGAAAAAGCGAGUAGCCCUCGCUCGAGCUCUUUAUUCUAGGUCACCGCUUCUGAUACUCGAUGAUGUCUGGAGUGGCUUGGAUUCAGAAAAUGCAAGACUUAUUGAAGAGAAUAUUUUUGGGGACAAUGGCUAUUGUCGAAAAGCAGGGCUUUCUGUCAUAAUCACUGCUCAUUCGGUGCCUCCAUUUGUCGAUCAUGUGGUCAUUCUUCAGGAAGGUUCAGUUAUUGACUCUGGAUCCUUUGAGGAUGUGAUAGCGCGAGCGCCAGAAACCGCCCACGGACUGCCGUCACACAUGGCUGAAAUAAGAGAGGACAUCGGUGGUGACGCUGGGGCAGCCAUUAGUGACAUACCGGUAGUAGCUGGGAUCAGACCGGAACACGAAGCACCGGCGCACCCAACAUUGGAUCCAGAACAAUAUGCUUCCAGGUCCAACGGCAGCUGGAGCACUGCCCUGUUUGCUAAUAUCGUCACUAUUUGGAUCCAGCGCUGGUCCGAAGCAAACGCUAAAACGCCAAAUUCAAAACCAGGACUGUAUCUUGGAGUUUACACGGUUUUCGUCUUUUUGAAUAUAGGCUUUUAUGUCGCGAGUUGCCAUCUUCUCAUCAUCGGGAUCAUAAACAAUACAGCCUACGCAUUGCACUCGGAUCUCUUAAAAACUACUCUGAAUGCCCCAUGGAUUUUCUUUUCAUCCACUGAUAGUGGCACGAUAGUCAAUCGAUUCAACCAGGACAUGGAUCUCAUUGACAUGAAGCUUCCCAUGUUUGCGAUUGGCUUCGCCGGAUUCAAGGCGAUACUUCUCUGUGUGGUCGGCAAAUACUUUGCUAUCACAAUGCCUUUCCUCCUACUCGUCAUUUGGUUCAUCCAACGCUACUAUCUGAGGACAUCAAGGCAAGUCCGACUCCUCGACAUAGAAGCAAAAUCACCACUCUACACACACUUUUGCGAGACGAUUGCAGGUAUUUCUACAAUCAAGGCAUAUGGAUGGCAGAGCCAAUUCCAGCAGACAUGUGAUGAACAUGUAAAUACUUCACAGCGACCGUAUUACACGCUCCUGUCCAUUCAAAAGUGGUUGGCAUUUGUUCUUGAUCUCGUGGUGGCUGUGAUGGCUGUGGUGCUUGUCUCCAUCGCAACAUUCUUCAACAACAAGUUCAGUCCUGCAGAGAUCGGCGUCGGCUUAAAUCUGGUGCUCACUUUCAACGACGCCUUGGCACAGGCAAUAUCGUCAUGGACGCAACUUGAGACCUCCAUGGGUGCAGUAAAACGUGUGCAACAAUUUCAAGAUACAACCCCCUCUGAAAAACGUCCUUGGGUGUUGACCCCGUCUCUUCAUGAUUGGCCUAAUCGAGGUGACAUUGUCUUUGACCACGUUACUGCUUUCUAUCGGUUCGGAGGCCUAUUUCCACUCCCCACAUCCAAAAUCUCGGUUGACAGUACUAACUCCUACAUUACUUACAGUUCGAACAAGCCUCCAGCCCUUGAGAAUGUCAACCUCACAAUCAAAUCGAAGGAAAAGCUUGCCAUAUGCGGUUCUUCGGGAAGCGGCAAGACAUCUCUGGUUCUGGCACUGCUUCACAUGAUAGAUGUUCGCUCAGGGAGUGUGACUAUUGAUGGGCGCGACCUGUCCAGCUUACAGCCCAGUGAUGUCCGCUCAAGAAUCAAUGUCAUCCCACAAGAUCCUUUCUUUUUCCCGGGAACCGUGGGAUUUAAUCUCAACCCAACCAAGGUAUUGAGAGACAAUGUGAUCGAGUCUGCGCUGCGAAAGGUUGGCCUGUGGGAAAAGAUUUCCCUUAAUGGCGGUCUGGAUGCCGAUCUCCAGACUGCGAACUGGUCAGCUGGAGAAAGACAGUUAUUGGCACUGGCACGAUCGUUGACAUCAGCCAGUCCGAUUGUCAUUCUUGAUGAAGCGACAAGUUCGUAA
Messenger RNA from Penicillium soppii, 2739 nucleotides. Its product is annotated as ABC transporter integral membrane type 1. Gene Ontology annotation, cellular component: membrane. Gene Ontology annotation, molecular function: ABC-type transporter activity; ATP hydrolysis activity; ATP binding. Gene Ontology annotation, biological process: transmembrane transport. The record is from RefSeq and is a predicted model, not a curated record. The coding region runs from base 1 to 2739 and encodes 912 amino acids. The transcript has 8 exons. Lineage: Eukaryota; Fungi; Ascomycota; Eurotiomycetes; Eurotiales; Aspergillaceae.